AUGGCCCUAAACCCAAAAGCACUGGGCCACAGGGACUCGGACUACACCGCGGCGGGUGGACAUAGUGCGGACAGGGGAGAAUCUCAGAAGAAUACUACCGCCACCUCGGCCACAGCCAACCAAAAUGGCGAUCAGCCUGGAUGUGGAGACCGUGUAAUGCCCGAACAUGAAGCUCCUGAUCGCCGAAGGAAUGCUCACUCAGACGCCCGGGGCUUUAGCAGUUCUCCUCUACCGGGCCAGAGACCAAACGAAGAGCUGCCUCGCAAAAAUUUCCAAAUCCCGAGGAAGAUCCGAGAACGGAAAGGCCUGUACCAGUUUCUACCUCCAGACAGUAGAGAGUUUGAGGAUCUCGUGAAGACCAUUUCCUCUUUUUACCUGGAUUCAGCGUCGCGGGGAACGUUCACGUACUGCAAGGCCAGACUCAUCCACAAUGAGCUGCUGGAGAAAGAGUUUGUCGAGAAGAGGCGAGAAAUGAAGCAAGACGGUCGAAGUGAACCAGAGCUGGUGGAGUCGUACUGCUUUCUGUAUCCAGACAAAUCUAAACUCCAGUGGAUCUGUGAGAAGGGUUUGUCUGUAGGACACUCAAGAAUCAUCACUCUCGGCAAUCCAUCAUCUGGCGUUUACCUCUCCAAGUAUUCAGACUUAUUACAAAUUAACCCGUUUGACCCUGGCUCGUUUGGGGACAUGAUGGUCUUCAAAGUCAUGAGGGGUCGAAUAAAGCACAUUCACGAGAAUAUGCCUAAAAACGCCAUUGAGCCUAAUCAGAAGUUUGACUGUCACCUGUCCAAACGUGCCAACCGAGUAACAUCGCUGCUGUCUUAUAGGGCUUUCGAACACACACAGCAAUACUUUUUCGAGUUUGCGUUUGACGAAAUAAAGGCAAGACCCCGACACGUGUGCCCCUAUGCGGUCAUCUCCUUCCAGUACAAAGGGAAAGAGGGGGUCGCCACACCAAUGUCUGCCCAUAGGUUUAACACCAUUACACCUGAAGGAAGUCGAGGGAAGAGCUGUUACACUGUUUGGAGCGGGCCUCUCGUGAACAAGGGUGAAGAGCUGUUCCCCGUCUGUUUACGGUCCUCGCGGCCUUGCCUUCCUUUUAAACUAUCUGAAAAGCUGGAUGUGAAUCAGGGCAUGCAGCUGGAUCAGGUGAAGAGGAAGAUUCCCUCAAUACUGUUUUCUUCGGAGACCUACCUUUCAUCACGAGAAGUGAUGAGGUGCGGGAUGUGGUGCAGCUUGUUUGACAUUGUAGAAGGAAAAGGCAGACCCAGUAAAGGCAGCCUGGCAGCUCUGGUCAACAAACUGGAGAGAGACAGACUGGUGCUCGUGAAGGCCUUGUCUGAUCGGGGUUUUCUCUUCCUCCUGUCCUCGGCUCAGAUGCACGAUUCCAAAGAGCGCUGGGGGAAGGUGGAGAGAAACCUACAAGCGCUAUUCAUCUUUCAGGAGCCGAGAGUGGUGGCAAAGUAUACGGCCCGGCUGAGUGAGCCUGAGCCACUGUACAUGGAGCCCUAUUCAUCGAUCUUGUCCGGGACGGAGCCCUUCCUGCCGGGUAUCCAUUACUCAAUGUUCAAACUUCGCCCAAACCCGGGAAAAGACAUGAGCGCCGCCGUGGAGCGUCAAACCACAGACUAUUUGACACGCAUGCAGUCCGCCUCAGUACGUCCUUUCAUUCUGCCGGACUAUAAAAGCGGCCUGGACGACAGGAUUAACCCUUUGCUAGCUCCGACUCGGCCCAAGUUCAACAUGGACGCCGCACUUCGAACAUAUGUCCAUAACUCUUGUAACUACAUGAUGCCUAUACAUAAAGCUAAGGACGUCAUAGAGCGAGUACGUAACCCCGUCCCUGUAGUCAUCGAGGCCGCGCCCGAGCCCGAGUACAGCCCUGUGUCCGACUGGGGAGGCUCGGAUCGAGGUUCGGACAGGGUGGAGAAACCGCCGGACAAGCCUCCAGAGAUCGUCCCACAGGAAAGGCCUCCUCCGGACAAGCGCACAGAGAAGAAGAAGCAGACGCAGCAGCAGCAGCAACAGCCGGGAGUGGCACAUUCAAACGGCGGGCAAGUUCAGGUCCCGGCCCCCGCAGAGAAAAGUCCCAGUCCCAGUCCCAAACCGACCAUGACCCAGGGGGAGUACGACGAAGAGAAGAUGAAGAAGCUGCUCAAGCUCAUUCAGAUCCACAAGAAAACACGCGUGAAGGAGCCCGGGGCCGAGGAGGACGACGAGGACUGGAGCAACGACUUGAACAAUUUAAAGAGGAAAUAUGAAGGAGACGAGCCAGCGGGGACGAACAAACACCAGCGCAUAGACUCUCUCACCAACGGAGAGCCCAGCCAAGGAUCCCAGGGCAUUGUUCACGACGGCGCUCAGAAGGAGGGUUUGAUCUCUGUGAUGGAGAGGAUCGGUUACGACACGGACCUGAGGGCGCACGGCACGCAGGGAACGGCCGUCAGCGAGACCCAAAACCUGCUCAAGAUCCUGCUGGCCACUCUCAACAAGGCCGUGGCUCAGGGCGCAACGCCGAACAAAGACGGCUCAGGCUCCGUCACCCCCAACGCCGACCAAAAGAAGACCCACGAUCUGACAGCACCGGCGGACUACACUGAGGAGGACAUGGAUUGUAGUCCUGGAAGCCCAUUCAGUGCAGCCUCACCAAUGCAGUCAGAAAACCUCAACUGUGUUACUGCUAAUUCUGGAGAGCCUUUGUCUGCGGAGCUACUGAAGAAAAUAAAGUCGGAGAUGAAAUCUGAAAUCAAAACUGAAUCUAAGCCAGACGUGAAGCUUGACAUGAAGCCGGAACUGAAGCCAAACGCAAAGCCAAGCGCAAAGAUCGACUUAGACCGACACGUCAAGACGGAGGUGAAGAUGGAGGUGGAGGCCGAGCCGCUGAGGCCGAAGCUGGAGGUGAAAAAGACUGUACCUCCAGUGUUACCUGUAGUGGAGGAGAUCCCGACCGCGCGGCCUUCCAUUAGCCUGGACACCAUCCUCAAUCAGGAAGUGUACAGCUUGACGUCGGACAUCAAAAGCUUGAUGCAAAGCCGCCACGUUUCCUACAACUCCAAUCUGCCGCCACGGUUACCCAAGAGGCACAGCUGGCAUCCCAACAGCAGUUUCUCCCGCUUCGUCAUCCCCUACGCCGGUCCAGUGUCUGUCGAUAGCCACGUCAAAAUACUGAGCGAUAGGAUAGGUAAGCUCGUCCCCGUGUCGUCAACGGAGGAUUCUGCCUCAGUCCUCCCAGUUUCUACAUCUGACAUCACAGUAACUACCCUCAACCCGCCCUCCGAGAUGCCCGAACCCUCUCCGCGCGCCACGUCCACCACCCCAGCUGUAAAAACAGUCCAACAAAAGCCCAAGGUGAAAUCGGAGGGGCCUAAAUCUGAAGUGAAGGAGAUGUAUUCGCCCACGUUCACCACGCCUGACUCUCCAGAGCGACGGCAGGAGGCGCAGAAGCCCUCUCCCAGUGGGGGCGCCAGUGGGGGUGGGCUGCUGGCCGGGAGCCUCAUAGGCCACCUCAAGCCAGAAGUGUUCAGCAGCCUGGUGGAGAUCUUCAAAGACGUCACCAAAAACACGGUCAAGUUCUUCAUCUACUCCGGAGAGGAAGCCGAGGAAAGCACCGUCUGCAAAGAGAUCAAGGAGUACUUGAUCAGCCUGGGCAACAGUGAGAGCAGCCCGCAGACGUUCCUGGAGAACAGUGGCAGUUUAGAUAAGCUGCUGAUCAUCAUUCAGAACGAACACAUCGCCGCCCACGUGCAUAAGAUCCCGGCGCUCGUGUCUCUAAAGAAGCUUCCCGCAGUGAGUUUCGCUGGAGUCGAUUCUCUGGACGACGUCAAAAACCACACGUACAACGAGCUCUUCGUGUCCGGGGGCUUCAUGGUGUCGGACGAGUUUGUGCUCAACCCCGAGUCCAUCACCCAGGAUCGUCUGCAAAUGCUGCUUACGUUUUUAGAAGAGCAGAGCACCCCGGAGCACCCCUGGCAGUGGAAGGUGCAUUGCAAGUCACAGAAGAAAUUGAAGGAAAUGGGAAGGCUCAAUGCAAACGCUAUGGGGCUGUUGAAUCUCCUGAGCUCAUAUCAGAAGAAGCACUUGGUGGAGUUCUUGCCGUAUCACGACUGCGACACGGCGUCGCGGCAGGCACCGGAUCUUGAUUGUCUUAUAAAACUCCAAGCUCAGCACACGCAGCAGCGGCACCUCAUCUUCCUCACGGAGCGUCCGUUUGAGAUGUUCCUUCAGUAUUCCCGGAACGGCAUCGUGAUCGCCAGCAUUGAUGAUGUCAUGAACAGCUUCCACAGUCUCAUUGGCUCGAUUAAUCAGAGUGACCUCCCCACGCCGCCCUCUACUGUUGUGAAUGAUGAGUGUGUGGAGGAGGACAUGUCCAUAGACUCAGAGGACGAGGGUGAAGGACCUGGGACUUCAGACGAACAAAGUAAAGUGGGGGAGAAGCCCGCGCCCCCACUUCCCAACACAGAGGAGUUCCGGCCUCCUCUCCCCGAGCAGCAGGGCGCUCCCGAUCAGGCGCCCUUGCUGUCCGACUACAGCGCUCUCAAAAGUGUGAUCUCCCAAUUUAAAGCUGUAAACCAGAUUGGACCAGCAGACUUUGGCAGCGUAUCCCCCGGAGGAUUCCCCGUGAACCCUCACCAGAGCUUCCUCUGCCCCUCCACCCCCUGGUCGUCCUUCACGGGCAGCUCCAGCUACAGCGCGUCCCCCGCCUUCCCCGGCUCUCCCUGCAGCAGCACACAGGAGACAGAGUAUCGCCCCAUGGUCACGACCCCAGCCACAGCACCCACCACUCCUGCUCCUGUCCCUGCAGAACCUCUGGCAAACCUGGCCUCAUUACCCCUGGAAGUGAAAGCCCCGCCCCCGCCGCAUCUCAUGAUGUUGGGCCACACUUAUAACUCCGACAUCACAGACACUGUGGAGGCCUCUCCUCUACCUCCUCCUCAGCCCUUUUCAGAAAGUGUGGACUACAGUGCAGGCAUCACUUCAAACGUCCCCCACGCUCUGGGGGACAGGACACUGGGGCCAGCGGACGGGGGAUGGGGGGGGCCUCACCGUAUGGACACCAACAGUGAACUUAUGGGGGGAAACAGUUGCCCGCCUGUGGACAGGACUCCUUUGCACUUAGACAAACCUGGUCCGCCUGUGGGUAUCCCUGCAGCGGACACCAGGGGGAGCUCUUUACCCAGACCUCGAAUGCCUCCUCACCACUCGGUGUGCGGCCAGGGCUACAGUGGGUUUGUGCCCGGACAUGGACCCAUGGACCAGGGGGCUCUACGGGGCCCUAUGAAUCCAGGGGGGGGUUUCAGGGGGAGGGGGCCACCUCCUGGAGGGCACUGGCCUCGGCCCAUGCGGGGAGGGGGCCCUGGGGGGCCUCCAUUUUGGGGCUUUCAGGGAGGCAGAGGAAGAGGCAGAGGACACAAUUACUACUCGGACUUCUCAUACUCUCACAACUAUGCUCCUGAAUAG
Molecule: messenger RNA, 5454 nt
Organism: Knipowitschia caucasica
Lineage: Eukaryota; Metazoa; Chordata; Actinopteri; Gobiiformes; Gobiidae
Source: the annotation of a GenBank genome assembly